UCCCGUCAGACAACGUGAAACAUGGCGGAGGCGGCAACAUUUCAACCUGGUACUGGUGCUGUACCAGCUACCCUUGUGGAAUUAUCAGUGUCGUGUCGGAAACUCAUAGAUGCUGAUGUAUUUUCAAAGUCAGAUCCAAUGUGUGUAUUGUUCGUGCAGGAUGCAAGAAAGGCCUGGAAAGAGUCUGGACGAACAGAAAUUGUUUGGAAUAACCUGAACCCAGACUUCGUCCACAAGUUUGUUAUGCAGUAUUACUUCGAGCAGGCCCAGAAACUCAAGUUUGAAAUCUAUGAUGUGGACUCCGCCAGUGCAGACCUCAAGAAGCACGACUUUCUGGGAAGAUUUGAGUGUAGUCUUGGGGAGAUUGUUUCUGCAAACCGUCUGGUGAAGAAUCUCAUAGACCCCUAUGCAGAAGGCGGACCUAAGAAGAAGAGUGGCUCAAUUGCUAUUACUGCGGAGGAGCUAAGCAGCUGUAAGGAGCAAGCAACAAUGCAGUUUUGUGCUCACAAACUUGACAAAAAGGACUUCUUCGGCAAAUCCGAUCCAUUCCUGACACUUAACAGAUGCAACGAGGAUGGCAGUUUCACCAUCGUACACCGAACAGAAGUGAUCAAGAAGACACUGAACCCCACCUGGAAGCCGUUAGUUAUCCCAGUGCGGUCUCUAUGUAAUGGGGACCACGACAGGUCCAUCAAGAUCGAAUGCUAUGACUGGGAUGCGGAUGGAGGGCAUGAUUUUAUUGGGGAAUUCACCACCUCACUGCGGGAGCUGUCAAGGGGCAGAAUAGAACAAAAUAAAUAUGAGUGUAUUAGUCCGAAGAAGAAGGCAAAGAAAGGGAACAAGUACAAGAACUCAGGAGUGGUUGAGCUGAUGUCCUGCCAGAUUGCGAAGGUGUACACUUUCCUGGAUUACAUUAGGGGAGGGACUCGACUACACUGCACAUUUGCUGUUGAUUUUACCGCCUCUAACGGUGACCCAAAGACUCCUACCUCUCUGCACUACAUGAACCCCUACAGACCUAACCCAUACGCCACCGCUGUCCGUGCUGUCGGAGAUAUCAUCCAGGAUUAUGAUACUGACAAACUGUUCCCUGCUCUUGGAUUCGGUGCCAGACUACCUCCUGAUGGCAUUGUGUCUCAUGAGUUUGCAUUGAAUGGUAACCCCAACAACCCAUACUGCCAUGGCGUGCAGGGCGUGCUGGAUUCCUACCACAAGACUCUACACUCUGUCCAGUUGUACGGACCCACAAACUUUGCUCCAGUCGUCAACCAUGUGGCAAGCUUUGCACAAACUUCACAGCAAGGGGCUGACUACUUCAUCCUUCUCAUCAUAACUGAUGGCAUUAUCACGGACAUGCCCCAGACCACUGAGGCCAUCGUUAAGGCUGCCAGUUUACCGAUGUCCAUCAUCAUCAUUGGUGUGGGGGAUGCAGACUUUGACGCCAUGGAGGUGCUUGACGGCGAUGAUGUGCGGCUGUCGUCACGAGGACGGUAUGCUGAGAGAGACAUAGUACAGUUUGUGCCGCUGCGAGACUUCCUUGGUCGUAAUGGCGAGGAUCCCCAGUCUGUCCAGGCUAGACUCGCUAAGGAAGUGUUGGAAGAGAUCCCGGACCAGUUCCUGUCAUACAUGCAGCGCCACAAUGUCAAGCCCAAACCCCCGCUGGAGAGACGUUUGACCAUCACCUCCGUCAGCUCUCUACCCGUCUCCCAGCAGUGAGAUGGACUGGAGGAGUUAGACCUUGACAUGGAAAACAGCUGACACACAGGCUGGGUAGAGCACCUUCUUGUUGAACACUGCUCUUGAGUGGUCAUUGUAGAACAGAUUUUACAUAUUUGGGGAGCCUGCAAAACCAGAAUAUAAUAUUGUUUCUCAUUUUCAGAAGCCCCCAAGACAGGAAACUGUCUCCAGCAGUUGUAGAAUGCCUGUGUAGAGCGUGCUAUGUGACUAAGGCAGCAGUUUAGGGUUAUUUCACUCUUAUAUUAUAUGGGCUCCUCAAACAAGAAGUUGUGUUACAGGGUACAGUGCUCAUGUAGCGGGUUGACAUGUGCUAGUUUGCUGGUGUAGUGCAAUAUAUCAGUAGAGUAGUUGCUUGGAACCACUGACUGAGUCAAACUGAACUACACGGAUGAUAUUUUCUUGUUUAUCACCCGUGGGAAUGGAACAGUCAAAAUGGACAUAUGCUACUGAAGGGAUGGUAGAGCUUGUGUGAUACCUGACUUACUUUUUGAGCAGUGUAACCAUUUCCACCAUUAAAGCAGAGAUGUAGGAAACAAUUCAUUGACUAAAAUGAAUUAAGCCAGGAUUGUCAGGAAAUUAGUAAAUAUGGAAUUUCAACAUAUUUUAACUUUCAGUGAUAAUUCUGGUACAGUUGUGUGUACUUUUUUCAUGCAAGUAGAAUUGCUGGAUAAAGAAAUCAGUAUCACCCGUAGGACCAACUGUACUUGUUGCUUUGGCAGACUGUUAGAAGCUGAAACCCCUAAGUCAUUAAUACUAAAUGUUAUCAUAUUUCAGAUGCCACUACCAUACUGUACCGACAUGAGUUAACAUGUUACCAUCAAGAAGCUGCCAUUUUAAGUAAAGUGUGAUAUCUCUGACACAGUAAAUGUCCAGCUCACAUACUUAAAGCAGGAAUUUAGGUAGAUCCGUAUAUUCAAAUAUCUAUUGUCUCAUCUUACAGUAGGACUUUGAGAGCAAUGUCAAAACUACUAUUGUUGCAUAGUAUUAUGUAGUCUGUUCACAUAGCUGGGGUAGGGGGUGGUCAGUGUGACAGAGACUAAUCUGAUCAACAUGAGGAGUAUUACCAGUCGGAAGCAUCGAUUAAUAAAUAUUGCUGAUUGGAAGAAUUAUUAAUGAUUAUCGAUAUGAAAUUGGGUAAUUAAUAAUAUAUUACAUACACUAUUGUGAUGAGAUAUAGUUAUAAUUUACACACAUUAUACAUAAAGUUACGUCUGUUUAUGGACUGCUGCUAAGUUAUGUUCCGGAUGCUGUGUUGUUAGAAAUAAGUAUGUCACCACCCACCAGUGAUUUCACACUAUUUUGACAUUUAAUGCUCAUAGCUACUUCUCUGAUAUUUAUUGAUAACUGAUUGAUGUGAUCUAUCUGUAUUGAUACAUAAUUCCUCACUGCCAGGGAACAUAUCCGAUGUAUCUGUCGACUGGUUGACACCAGUGGUGUCUUAUUUCGGGGGAGUGUCUGCUUUACAUUGAUAGUGCUCCAGUUGUGAGCAUCCUUUUAGGUUUGUUUCUCUAGCAGAAGGAGAAAUAAUAGGACCAUAUUUUACAUCAACCUUAAAUGUCUAAAUGAUUUUAAAUUCGUAAUUUUGAGACCGAUCAUUUUCUUUUUGUGAAUGGGCUGAGUCAUGGAAAUGAUUACAAGAUAUUUGAUCAGAUUAUUUACCAAAUUUGAUAUUUGUUUCAUACAAAACUAUGAGUCCAAAUACAUUUUGUUAGGAAAGAAGCCAUCCAGCUACAAUGUGUUGCUUGUGGCAGACAAUUUCUCUUUUUUUUAACUGUGUGAAACAUUUGUUUUUCAAGCAUUCACUUGGACAGUUUUUGGGAGAAUGAACUCUGUCUUGCCUUCUCCCCCAGCCCCAUAUGAGAUGGCCAGUCCUUUAAUGCCAGUUUUGUGUGUCAUUUAGAAUACAGAAACCGCUUAGUGUUAAUCCACCACCACAUUGACAAAUGGUGUAUCAUUGAUGUUGAUCAUCAGAGAUCAGGCAGUUUGUUUCUGUAUCCUCCUCCUCAGGUCCUGCUUUCAUUACCUUACCUGUCAAUACACUUCUGUGAUUGCAGCUUCUUUUGGAAGAAUGAGGUAGAAUAAGCUUGAACAUGUUGCGAGUGUCACAACGUACAAGUCACAGUCCAGGGUUGUUAUUGUUAGUUAAAAGACUACAUUGUCAGUUGUCACAAUGAUGAAUUCAAUGUUGUGUUUCACGCUCAAUGCUGUGUGGACUUCCGUGAUAACCUUGACCUUGUUAUCCCUAGUUCAGAUGAGGUGUUGUGUUUUCUCCAUCACUGUUUAUUGUUGCAGCUAAUUUUGUACACCACUGUGAUGGCCUUGACCUCAUUGUUAGGCUUGACCCUGUUGAACGGGGUCAGGUCACACAGGUUUCAUCAAGUUUUCGUGUCACUGUAAAUUGGAAUCAUUUGGAAUGUUUUUUUAAACCUUUGCAUGACUUUACACAUUUUUAUGUACUUUUGAUAACAAAUGUAUUGGCAAAGAUCUGCUUCUUUUAAAAAAAUGGUCAUGAUUGCAGACACGCCAUUUUAUGUAUACUCAUUUAAAGUUCUUAUUCUGGUAAUGUGUAUUCAUAGAUAGAAAAAUAUAUGUCUCUGUUAUCUAAUAUUCCCGAGAUUUUACCCUUAUAUGAAAUCUAUUUUAUAUUUAACAUUUUUAAAAUGUGUUCAUUUGCAUAUGUGCUGCAUUUCUAAAGCACUGUUCAGUGACAUUUGUAGGGUAAGAGUGCUGGUUCUGACCCAGGUAGUUUGUUGCAAGAGAUAUAUUAUAGUAGCCAGUAGAAUUUCCCGGGGAAAACUGUUUAAACUGACAGUGAAGAGAGGUGCUGUGUUGCCUCGUCCCUGUUCAUGGAGCCAUGGAUUGCUUGUUAAAAUACCAGUAUAAUCAGCAUCUAACACCAUGUAUGUUUCAAACUAGUGAGCGUGCCAUCCUGUGCUGUCUUCCAUGUUACCAGUUGUACAAAUCUUACCAGUCAUGACAUUACCUCAAUUGUGUGCAUGUCAUUGUUACAUCCAGCUGAGAGAGGGAUGAACCUGGAUUUUAUUCUGACAAGUGAUGAAGCUUGUCUUGUGUAGUAUGUCAUUAUACAGCCCCCCUGUCAGACCCUCAGUAAAUAAUACUUAUUUAGCAUGGUGAUUGGUUGGUCAGAUAGUGUGAAUUAGCUGAUUGGCUGUCAUUCUAACCCGAUGAAGUUGAUCAUGUUUUCAGUCCUCAGGUUUUCUAGGGUUAUGGGGAUAAGAAUAGGGUUGGUCGGUAACCGGAUUGUGCUGUGGUACUCAUCCCACUGUUAUUGCUGCUGUUAUUGUGUGGGCUAAGUCUCACUUGUGUCACCAGUAAUAAUCAAGCUGUUGUUGCCAUGACAAUAUGCUGCAGUUGGGUUCAAACAGCCUUCACAUCCCUUUCCCACAAAAGUACAGAAAUCAUCAAACUCUGAUUUAAUCCUAAUGCUUCUUUUCUCAGUGUCCUACACCCAUGGACAGCUAACCGGAAGCCUGCUUCUUUUGUAUUCUUGUAAAGCUGUACAUGCUUUUAGAUAUGUUUUGGAACUUGUACCAAUGUUCUGGCAGUAAUUCUGUACCCUGGACUGUACGGUGGUCAGAAACAGUACAGUAGUUUCCACAGGAAACCAGGGAUCAGUUCCAACCCCACUGCUGACAAUUUUCGAACAUGACCUCAAAUAUUUGAGUUGUGUGUAUGUCUCUUGUGAUUGUAAAUGGCAAGUCUGUCUGAAAUAUUUUUCCAAGGGCCUUUGGUGUCAACCCUGCUUCCUGGGUUUCACUGUGUGCUGUCCCAGUCUGUCUGCCCUUGUUAUUUACCCAAGUGAAGUAUAUAUUGUAGACAGCUUUGUUGUGUAUCUUUAUAAAAUAUGUCAUUGAAUGAUGAAAGUUGUGUUUAAGGGUUAUUGCUGUGCUAUUAACAUGACAACUUAUUUUAACCAGGCACCCUUUUGAUCCGCCGAUGUAUGCCUAUUGAUGUAUGUUCUACACAGUAUCUAUGUAUGUAGCAUGUUUAGUGGCAGUGUUUCUGUACAUCACGUGUAUAAUACGAAAAUGUGCUGACUACCUAUAUCUGUGGCCACAUGUUACAGGAAUAGCUAUGAGAUUGUUAUGAGAUCUUAAGAAAAAUGUUGUUACGCAACCAGUGAUAUCGUAUGUUUUUUGCAUGAUUGUUUUAUGAUUAUAAGAGAAAUGUUUUUCACAAUAAAAUAUUCCAACUUUA
Messenger RNA from Haliotis rubra (blacklip abalone), 5955 nucleotides. Its product is annotated as copine-8-like. Gene Ontology annotation, cellular component: plasma membrane. Gene Ontology annotation, molecular function: calcium-dependent phospholipid binding. Lineage: Eukaryota; Metazoa; Mollusca; Gastropoda; Lepetellida; Haliotidae. The transcript is spliced from 23 exons. Bases 22 to 1716 code for a protein of 564 amino acids. The record is from RefSeq and is a predicted model, not a curated record. Gene Ontology annotation, biological process: cellular response to calcium ion.